Molecule: messenger RNA, 1749 nt
Organism: Yarrowia lipolytica CLIB122
Lineage: Eukaryota; Fungi; Ascomycota; Dipodascomycetes; Dipodascales
Source: RefSeq, a predicted model, not a curated record
AUGACGCAUGUUUCGAGACACGCUCAGUAUAUCGUCGCCAUGAACAAAGCACAGGGGAAUCCGGCUGGAGCCGCUGCCGGCGGGGCGACCACGGCCCAGCAGCAGCAGCAGCAACAAGCUGCUCGACGUCGACGCGCGUAUUUCUUCAGCGAAACGACGGAAUCGUUGUUGAAAAAGUACGAGAAGGAUGCUCCAUCGUUGGAGCUACAUAUUCACAAGACACAUUUCCGGUUUGGCAGCCAGGAGAGCGUGAUUCCGAAAAACUCGCCGCUCAUCAAAAUCUUUCUUGAGUACGUUAAGGAGGAGCAGAUUCCGCUGGCGGCCACAGAGGUGUUCAAGGAUGCAGGUAUGCGGUUUUACGAGGGAUGUAUUAUUUUGGAGAUUGUCGAUUAUCGAGGAGUUCCCGACAAGACCGAGGAGACGGAGCAGCAACAGCAGCAAAAUCAACAGCAAAAUGGUCAGGAUCCUAAUCAGCAACAGAAUCAACAGCAGAAUCAACAACAAAACCAGAACCAACAAGAGACACAGGAGCCUACAGUUCCGCCAAAAUCUUACAGAACGCUACUGAAACCGACUCCGCUGUCCAUAUACCACGAUCUCAUGUACACAACGGACCCCAGUCACGGUCGAUUCACCGACCAGCUGGCUCUGCUGAUGGAGGCCGAGAUUCUGAACCUGACGAUCCGGAACGUCAACCUGUGGGUGUCGCAGGAUAAGUGGAAGGAUCAGGACAACAAGCGAUACCUGUCUGCGCCCGUGACGGAGCCACGCACCUUCUCGUCGCUCAAGGAAGCCAACAAGCUACUGCACCAACACAGACCCGAGGGUAUUGUGAUCCAGAAGCCUCAGCAUGAAGACGUGUUGCACCAGACCUCGGACAUUGAAGAGCUCAUGUUGGUCAUGUCCGACCGAAACGACGACACUGCGACUACUGCUACGGCCGGUAAGUUCCAGCGUCUCGGGUUUGUCGAGCAAUGGCGGAAGAAGCGAGACCGCAUCAGGCAGCAGAUGCAGGCUCAGGGAGCUACUGGAGCACCUGUUCCUGCUCCCAGUAUUGGUCCUGGACCUGGUCAGGGCCAGAUUCCCGGUCAGAUGCCUGUUGGCGGCCAGAUGCAGGGCAUGGGUCCCAUGGGCGGUCCUCAACCCGGUCAAAUGGGUGGGCAGAUGGGUCCUGGACCUGGUCCCAUGGGUGGACCUGGGCCUGGUCAAAUGGGAGGCCCCCAGCAGGGUUUCAACCAGAUGAACCGAGCCCAGAUGCAGCAGAGAAUGCAGCAGCAGCAACAGCAGCAGCAGCAGCAGCAGCGGAUGAAUGGAAUGCAGAACCCCAUGGGAAUGCAACAGGGCCCACCUAUGGGAAUGCAACCUCCCGGAGUCCCAGCGAUACCCGGACAGGGAAUCAGUGCGUUUGGAGGAGGACGACCUCCUGUUCCGCCUCAACAACAGCAUCCUGGAGGUCCUGCCAGUGGCGCGUCUACGCCUGCUGACUUUGGUACGCCCGCUGCUUCGCCUGGAGCAGUACAGAGUCCCGGAGCUAAAGCUCGGACACCUUCCGCUUCUCGAGGAAAGGUGACCAAGCCGCGGGCCAACCCUGCUGCUAAGCGGGGGAAGGCUGACUCGCCGCGUAACGUUGCUGGCAAGACCCUGCCCGGCGGAGAAAAGACGGUGCCGGGAAAGACUGUGCCUGGUAAGACCAUUCCUGGAAAGACUAUUCCUGGAAAGACGGUGCCCAAACGCAAGAAGAAGGAUUAA